GCUCGUGGUGCUUAGAGGUUUGGAGAGUUUCGAGUUGUCAUGUCUGGUCGCGGCAAGGGCGGGAAGGGCCUGGGCAAGGGGGGCGCCAAGCGCCACCGCAAAGUGCUGCGCGAUAACAUCCAGGGCAUCACCAAGCCCGCCAUCCGGCGGCUGGCCCGGCGCGGCGGCGUCAAGCGCAUCUCCGGCCUCAUCUACGAGGAGACCCGCGGGGUGCUCAAGGUGUUCCUGGAGAACGUGAUCCGCGACGCCGUCACCUACACGGAGCACGCCAAGCGCAAGACGGUCACGGCCAUGGACGUGGUCUAUGCGCUCAAGCGCCAGGGCCGCACCCUUUACGGCUUCGGGGGCUAAGUUUUUUUUCUCCGCUUCGGAGCUUUUCGUUUCUCAUCCACCCAAAGGCCCUUUUCAGGGCCACCCAUGUAGUCGCCAGGAAGAGUUGCACACUUUCCAGUAUGGGCCAUUUCCGGUUUUUUCUGCCAGUUGGUGAUGGUACGGUUUCUCAUUUGUAAGCUAGGUUGCUUCUGUUAACUCAUUUAUGUACUCUGGAAUUGUCUUUCGUUUUUCAAGCUUAAUGCUUUACACCCGUCAGUUUACGUGAGAACAUUAAAGAAUCCGAAAUAAUAAGCUUGGAAUAGGUGUCAAUAUAAAGGUUUGUGUUUAAACAAGUAUUUUGUUUCAAUCUUACGUCACUGAGUUCGUUACAGGGAGGAUUCUGUUGUACGCAGCAGAACCUGACUGAUCGGUUCUCUCAAAUCUCUCCCCUUCGUGUCAGCAAUAGAGAAGUCAAGGUAGCCGUCCUAAGUGGGUUACUGCUCUCUUUUUCUGAGACCCUGUAAACAUGGCAAGAGACUGCAGCUUAGCCCUGUGUCUUGGUGUCAUCCUAAAGUGUGUGAUUUUGUCAACCAUUUUAGGGGAUCAUCGCGGUGUAGAGUAUGUAUAGUUUAAGAAGUUUGUAAGUCCUCAAUAUCCUCUGAGAUUAAAAAAAAAAAAAAACUGGGAACCUCGCAUAGAGGGACGCUUAGUUUUUGUGUUGUCUUC
This is a messenger RNA of Lutra lutra (Eurasian river otter), 1038 nucleotides long. RefSeq names its product histone H4. Gene Ontology annotation, biological process: nucleosome assembly. The coding region runs from base 40 to 351 and encodes 103 amino acids. Gene Ontology annotation, cellular component: nucleosome. NCBI's taxonomy places the organism in Eukaryota, Metazoa, Chordata, Mammalia, Carnivora, Mustelidae. The transcript has a single exon. The record is from RefSeq and is a predicted model, not a curated record. Gene Ontology annotation, molecular function: DNA binding; protein heterodimerization activity; structural constituent of chromatin.